UUAUUUUUCAGUUAAUUAUGGCUCCAACUUCACGUGUACUUCUCCGGCAAUGAACCAUGGUCUUUUUCCGGAGACUCUUCGGCGCCAAAGAACGGAGGCGUUGGAGCUUUGCUAGUUCUUCCAAUCCCACGUCUUCAACUUCCCAUACAGAUGAUGCAUGCGGCGACACGUUGUAUGCCAACAAGGACGCCAUAGCAGUGGCGGCCGCCUCUGCUGCCGUAGCCAAGGCUGCUCUCGCGGCUGCUGAGGUCGUUAGACUGACAACAAGUGGGGUUGGCAAUGGCAGCAGCAACCGACGCCUCUCACAGGAUGUGUCGGCCGCCGUCGGAAUACAGUCCGCUUUUCGAGGUUAUCUGGCACGGAGGGCACUGAGAGCCUUGAAAGCAUUGGUUAAGCUUCAAGCACUAGUGAGAGGCCACUUGGUGAGAAAGCAGGUGGCAGACAUGCUCAGACGCAUGCAGGCAUUGGUCCGACUGCAAGCUCGGGCCCGUGCUAGUCGCGUACAUGCGACGAAGUCUUUAGAUUCAGUCGUCAAGAUGUCCAGACUUACACGAAACGCCAGAAGUGGCUCAAAUUCAAACCUGAGGGACAUCAUUGAUAUAGGGAAAGCACGGACGGGUUCGAAUCGGUUGGACCGUCGGACGGAGGAUAGCUUAUGGUACAACCGUAGAGAUGGUCCAUUUAGCUGUAGGCAUGCUGAUGAUGAGAAGAGACACAAAAUUCUUAAAGUUUAUACUUGGAAACCUCACUUGAACUCCCAACAGAGUCACAAAUAUUUUAGGCCAUCUCAGCAUUAUUUAACUUCAGAUUAUAAUCCGAGCUUAACGGCGUACGAUUUCCCGAGAAAACCAUCUGGAAAAGCUUCGAAUCCGAUACCAGAUAUCUUUUCAGCAGAAGUUUUCUCAUUAAACUCCAUGAAAAAUCCUGGAGGUGAGGAUGAAGAAGUUCUAAGAACAGCUGACAACAGCCCACAAGUGCAUUCUGCAUCAUCUAGGCCUGGAAGCAGUGCACGUACAAGCCCUUUCACUCCAACAAGGAGUGAAUGCUCAUGGCAAUCUUUAAUUGGAUAUUCCGGUCACCCAAAUUACAUGGCCAACACCGAACCAUCCUGGGCUAAGUAUCGGUCACAUAGUGCCCCAAGGCAGAGGCUUGAGUUCGACAAGUACGGUUCAACCCGAACAACUUCUCAGGGCUUGUGGCAUUCAGGUACUAACUCAGAAAGAGAUUUUCCUCAUAAUAUUGAGUUCAGGUACAUGGCUCAUCCGACAUCGAAUCGCUCGUAUCGUCCUCGUAGUGCCAACCGAAGGGAAUGAUCGACGAUGAUCGUCGCUUCCCUUUCCUCGUGCCUGAUAGCAGCCUUGUGUGCUAGUAUUGUAAUUAGUCGCCAUCCAUGAUGUUAAAAGUUAAAACUGUGGAUUCACGGGUGCUUAAUCCGUCUAAUCUGCUUUGGCCCCAAUUGUCUGGUCCAUCUAACAUGGUGAUAAUGACAGUGAACAGCCAAUAUUCUUUUGUUUCCGUACAAGUAAAAAUGACGCCUUGGAU
Molecule: messenger RNA, 1542 nt
Organism: Hibiscus syriacus
Lineage: Eukaryota; Viridiplantae; Streptophyta; Magnoliopsida; Malvales; Malvaceae
Product: protein IQ-DOMAIN 14-like
Exons: 3
Coding region: 57-1313 (418 amino acids)
Molecular function (GO): protein binding
Source: RefSeq, a predicted model, not a curated record